CGAACCACCACAGGGCAGUCCUUGCAGCGAAGCCGCCCCGCAACACAGCAACCUCAAGUUCGUCGACCUGUUGCGCACCACAACCAGGUGUUGAUGCUCAAUCUCAGACUCGUAUUCGCCAUCAGCCUCGCCCUGCCGGCAGCAGCCUUUCUACUGAGCUUCUUUUUCCCGCAGCUCCUCGACGUUUCGGCCACGCAGCCCGCUGCGGCGCACCACGCAGACGGCACCACCGUCUCAGGGGACUCCUCGUCGCCUCACACAACCUCGUCGUCCGUCAUGUCCUCGGUCCGCAGGGCGGCGCCGCUCAUCUUCCCGGCCAAGGGCCGGCACACGGCCACCGUCAUCUUCGCGCACGGCCUGGGAGACUCGGGCGCGGGAUGGGCCGAUGCCGUCGAGCGCUGGCGCCACAAGCAGCACCUGAGCGAGGUCAAGUUCAUCUUGCCCAAUGCGCCCGUCAUUCCCAUCACCGUCAACAACGGCUACCCGAUGCCUGGCUGGUUCGACAUUACGAGCCUCGGAGCCGCCAUCACAUCGAUAGAGUCCAAGCUCAACGAGGACACCGCCGGCAUCCUCGAGUCGCGCAAGUACCUGCACUCUCUCGUCCAGGACGAGGUCGCCGCGGGCAUCCCCAGCGAGCGCGUCGUGCUCGGCGGCUUCUCCCAAGGCGGCGCCAUGAGCAUCUUCGCGGGUCUCACCGCGCCCUUCAAGAUUGCCGGCAUCGUGGGCAUGUCGUCGUGGCUGCUCCUGCAUCAGACGUUCAAGCAGCACGUCCCUGAGGACGAUGCAAACAAGGCGACUCCCGUCCUCAUGGCCCACGGCGACAGGGACCAGAUAGUCCGUUACCCGCUCGCGCAGGGGUCGGAGCGCCUGCUCAAGGCCAUGGGCUACGACGUGACGCUCAAGACGUACAGUGGCAUGGAGCACUCCGCGUGCUUGGAAGAGCUGGACGAGGUAGAGGCUUUUUUGAGGGCGAGGCUACCGCCUCAGGGCAACUAAUGUCGUGAGGAUGAGAUGAUGCAACAACUCUCGAGACGUCGACGCCACUAGCUAAGCCUCGGUGAGAUUUUUAGAGGGCUUGAUCUAAUAUAGCAGAGAAGAGUAUAUGUAUUGAUUACAGUACCAAAUAAAC
Messenger RNA from Purpureocillium takamizusanense, 1129 nucleotides. Its product is annotated as Lysophospholipase. The transcript has 4 exons. Gene Ontology annotation, cellular component: cytoplasm. The record is from RefSeq and is a predicted model, not a curated record. Lineage: Eukaryota; Fungi; Ascomycota; Sordariomycetes; Hypocreales; Ophiocordycipitaceae. The coding region runs from base 94 to 996 and encodes 300 amino acids. Gene Ontology annotation, biological process: protein depalmitoylation. Gene Ontology annotation, molecular function: palmitoyl-(protein) hydrolase activity; carboxylic ester hydrolase activity.